CCUUGUCAACACCCUCACUCUUACUCUCUCUCUCUCACUCACACUCACACACACUCUCUCUAUUUGUCAUUACUUACUUACCACCCCCCGAAAUUGCGUCCCCCGCCUUGCCCGCAGCUGUCCUUGCUGCGGCCCGCUUCCCGUCGUUACACCACUACCACCAUGGCUGCUCCCGCAAGUGACGACGAGUUCAGCUCGCGCUCCCAACAGAGCCCUCUGGCCUCGCAGCGUGCCCGCGCCCAGCCCAGCCAGCCUCCUACCGGCCGCUUCCAGGGUUACUUUCCGCUAGGCUACAAGGAGGGCUUCAGCCAGUGGUGGGCCGGCCUCUCGCCCGCCGUCACCGAGCACGCCGUCCUCUCCCACAUCCCCUACCUCCAGAAGCCACCCACGCACACGCAGACCGGCUCGGCUCCCCCGUCGGCCUCCGUUUCCGCCACGUCCAUCGCGAACGAUCCCGCCCGAGCCGCCCGCCCCGUCACCUCCAACUCGGUCACGGACCCCUACGGCCCGCGGAUAUGGCAUUCGACGCUGGUCAAGCUCAGCGGCAAGGACCGCGCCCUGAACGAGUUUUCUGUUGAGCGCGUGGGCGAGGACGUUGAGAACAACCUUGUCAUGCUGCACGGCUACGGCGCAGGUCUGGGAUUCUUCUACAAGAAUUUCGAGGCCCUGAGCCGCGCCGAGGGCUGGAAGCUGUACGCGCUGGACAUGCUGGGCAUGGGGCGCAGCAGCCGGCCGCCGUUCAAGAUCCACGCCAAGGAUCGGCAGGACCAGAUCACCGAGGCGGAGAACUGGUUCAUCGACGCGCUCGAGGAGUGGCGCAUCGAGAAGAAGAUUGACCGCUUCACGCUGCUCGGCCACAGCAUGGGCGGCUACAUGGCCGUCGCCUACGCGCUCAAGUACCCGGGCCACCUCAACAAACUCAUCUUGGCGAGUCCGGUCGGCAUCCCCGAGGACCCGUGGGCCGUCAACGCCGAUAUGCCCGAGCCCGGCGAAUCGACCAUGGUCAACGAGUUCACGCAGGACCAAGCCAACUCGGCCGGCGCCACCAACGGCAACGCCGCCGGCGACAAGAACACGAUCGACGCGCGCCUCAAAGCCGACACUCAAAACAACAACGGCAAGCCACCGCGCCGGCCACUGCCAAAGUGGCUGACGUACCUGUGGGACGCCAACAUCAGCCCGUUCUCGCUAGUGCGGUGGACAGGGCCACUGGGCCCGCGCCUCGUGUCGGGCUGGACAUCGCGGCGCUUCUCGCACCUGCCGGCCGAGGAGUCGCAGUCGCUGCACGACUACUCGUACUCGCUGUUCCGGCAGCGGGGCAGCGGCGAGUACGCGCUCGCAUACAUAUUGGCGCCGGGCGCGUUUGCGCGCAGCCCGCUCAUCCGCCGCAUCCACGGCAUCGGGCGGCAGUACCUGGGGGUGCACUCGGGCCCGAUUCCGGACACGGAGGGCACGGAGCGCGAGGGCGCCGGGGGCCGCAAGCGCGAAAACGGCGUCCCCGUCGUGCUGAUGUAUGGCGAGAACGACUGGAUGGACAUUAAAGGCGGGUUUGCGGCGGAGAAGAAGAUGAAGGAGGAGAAGGAGCGGCUGCUUGCUGGGAAGAACGACGAGGAGCGCAGGCGCGAUAAUGGCGAUGCCAAGGUGUUGGUGAUCCGGAAGGCGGGACAUCAUCUCUACCUUGAUGGCGCAGAGCAGUUUAAUGAGAUUAUGCUCGAGGAGAUGCGGGAUGUGGCGAGGAGAGAGAAGGCAAGGGAGGCUGACGGCGUGGGGAGGUAAUGAUUGUGCUUUGGCGUUUUUAUGGGGGAGAGGCGUUGGAAGAGUGGGAGCGGCAUUGUUUGCUUGUUUGUUUGUUGGUUUGUUUUGUUGGUUUCCUUUCACCCUAUCUAUCCCAUUGUCGUUUCCUCUCUCCUGCUUUUUUUUUUUUUUUUUUU
Molecule: messenger RNA, 1931 nt
Organism: Aplosporella prunicola CBS 121167
Lineage: Eukaryota; Fungi; Ascomycota; Dothideomycetes; Botryosphaeriales; Aplosporellaceae
Exons: 2
Coding region: 163-1776 (537 amino acids)
Biological process (GO): cardiolipin acyl-chain remodeling
Cellular component (GO): mitochondrial inner membrane
Molecular function (GO): A2-type glycerophospholipase activity
Source: RefSeq, a predicted model, not a curated record